UCACAGGUCACUCCCUCUCCAUUUCAACAAGCAGCGAACAAGUGCACAGCUGCCUAUGGCACAGGUGCAACACUCAAAUCACAGCUCGACUACAGGCUAAGCACAUAAACGUGCUACUGCAAACCUGAGCAGAGAGAUCACCUCCUCUAGGAAGCACCACAGCUGUGAUUAGGGAUAUAACAAGCACCACGGGACUUCUAAGAAGAUGGCGAACCGUAAGUUUUGGAUCCUGGUCGUGGUUGUGGUCAUCUUCAUUGGGAAUAUGUCUUACAUUUAUUACAACAAUAUAAAAGUCAGUACAAUCAUGGAAUACAUCCAAAGAAGUGAUCAAGAAAAUUCCACCAGCACCCAGGCAGCCACUGUCCGUCCACUUACUGGCAUGUGGACUGUAGGUCCCGCUGGGCGCCUAGGAAACAUCAUGGGGGAGUACGCAACCCUCUACGCACUUGCCAAACUUAAUGGGCACCAGGCCUACAUCACACAAAAUAUGCAUAAUCAGCUGUCAAAAAUAUUUAAAAUUAAGUUGCCUGUAAUUAAUGAUGAAGCUUUAAAUCGUAUAAAGUGGAGAGACUAUUGGCUCCACGACUGGAUGUCACCAGAAUACUAUAACAUAGAAGGGGAAUAUGUUCGAUUCACGGGAUACCCUUGUUCGUUUACGUUCUACCACCACAUACGGAAUGAGAUCCUUGAGGAAUUUACAUUCCUUGACUAUGUUAAAGAAGAAUCCUAUGCCUACCUCGACAAAGUCAGGGGUGAUAAGAAAAACGUCACAUUUGUUGGGAUCCACGUCCGGAGAGGGGACUACGUUCAUGUAAUGCCCAAUACAUGGAAAGGGGUGAUUGCAGACAAGGGGUACUUGGAUAAAGCUACAGACUACUUCAGAAAAAAAUACGAAAACCCUUUGUUUAUAGUAACCAGCAAUGGAAUGGAUUGGUGCAAGGAGAAUAUGAACAAUUCAAGAGAAGAUAUUCACUUUGCUGGAGAUGGUCAAGAAGGUUCUCCUGGGCGGGAUUUUGCACUCUUGGCCCAUUGCAACCAUACAAUUAUGACUAUAGGAACUUUUGGGGUCUGGGCUGGAUAUUUAGUAGCGGGGGAAACCAUCUACCUUGAUAAGUACGUUUUGCCGGAUUCGCCGUUCCUCAAUGUGUUUAAGUACGAAGCUGCUUUUCUUCCAGAGUGGAUUGGGAUUCCUGCAGACCUCUCGCCCCUCCUUGGGAAGCAGAAUGGACAAUAAAUGGUCAUAUUGGUUCUUGUAGUUCAUUGGGAAUGGUGACUACAUUGUAGGUUACCAUGAAAAACAGCCAUUGUUACCUCAUACCUUCUAGAGAUAUGACUGCAGUUUUGCACUCUGCACAUGUUACUAUGGGUGUUAAUGAGAAAGUCUCUGCUGUAUCAGGGCAGGGGGGGAGAGAUUAGCAUGAAUUUACAGGGUUACAAGAGCCAAUCCAGAGAUGCCUUCAGAAAUCCACCGGGACCACCAUGCCAUGUUGAAAAAUUCUAAAUGUAUCCUUUGAACUUUACAGAUGGCUGCCCUAAAUUCAUCAUCGCUGUCCUCCAGGCCCAGACUGGCAAUCUGUAGAUUCUGGCAAAUGCCAGCGGGGCUGCUGUAAAAUGCCAUAGACCGUCACUGUGUUGUUUGGGUCUCUAUGUACUUGAAAUGCCAGAGCUUAUUAAGAAACCCAGUCUGGGCUGCUCUCCUUUUAAACAGAUAUUUAGUAUUGUUAGUAAUUGAACUGAGCACCUCAGAGCCCCAAGUCGGGUUCUAAUAGCAACUCUGUAGCCAAAGCAUAAUCUGGAACUCAAUCCAUUACUGUCUAGAAAUUGUACUCAGUGCUGUAAAAAUACAGUAUGGGUUUUACAUAUCAAAUCUUUCCCUCCGUACAUGUUAGGCUAGGGCCAGACGAAGAAUCUGCUGCCCUGCUGCACCCCUAGCCUUUUUAAACUGUGGGUGGAUUUCAGAAUGCAAAAUUUCAAGUUUUGUCUCGCUACCCACCCACCCUGGGUGCAGGCAGUCCAGGAGCGGAGGGGUAGUGGAUUUUCCUCCUGCAUAAAAGCACAGGCAGAGAUCCGCCAUAGUCUGGGCCUGGCCUUGGGGAUGCACCGAAUCUAGGAUUUUCAGUAGGAUUUGGAUACUAGAGCAAAUCUCAAAAUAGUGGAUUCAUUGGAUAACCUGAGAUCUGUAUAACAUGCUGACUUGCCUUUCCUUAGAAAUAUGAAUGGUGCUCUUGUCUAUACUCAUAAACAACCUUGUAUAGUCCAAAGUUCUACUGGCCUCCUGGCCUUGCUUUGCAUUCUCAUUGCUUUCCAAUCUCCCUCUGCUUCAGGCUCCAGGUAUCAUAUGAGCCUCUUUCUUUCCCCUCCUACCUUAUUUCAUCCUCCAGUAAACCACGUUAACUUAAUUGCACUACAUGGCCAGUUCCAGCAGUUCAGGGAUUAUUCUGUUCUAAUACGUCUAUCAUUUAUCCAGUUUACAAACAACAAUCUAUUUGGGCUUAUUUACCAAAAUGGACAUAGGCUUAAAACUGUGGUUUUUAGUGCUCCUGCCGCUGCUCCUUGCCCUUUGUAAGUGAUCCCUUAUCUGUUUAUCUACUUGCCUAUUAACUAUCCAUCUAUCCAUCUGUAUCUGACUGCCUCUGGAUUAGGAGGCAAUUUAAAAAGAUGCAAUUGAGCAUUGUAGUGAAAGCAUUUAGAUUAUUGUCUUAGCUGAAAAUUGGCAAGGGCAGAGUUAAGGUUCCUAUAGACGCAAAGAUCUUUAGUUGGUGAACGAUCUAUUUCAGUGCAAUCCGACCAAUCCGUCAAAUUAUCGUGCGGAUUGUGCAUGUUACGAUUUUUCGUCCGACAUCUGAAAAUUGAUCAGCCAGGUUAAAAAAUGUUAUCGCCCCAGUGACCCUUUGUUUUCCGGACAAUAUCGCUUGAAACGGUCUUUUUAGUUGAUGGACAAAUCAUACUUUUAAAUGAUUGUUUCGAGAUAAUCGUGGUGUCAUGAUAACGAAAAGAUCUUUUAAAAAUCUUUCUGCACCUAAUGUAUUGCAGCCCAUGCACAAUAUGCUAAGCAACCCCAAUGUGGCAGUUGUAUGGCCCGUGUACUUGGAGCCCAAUCUGCCCUGGAAUUGAGGUCUUCUGGUGGAUUUACAGUACAUACUGUAGCUCAUACGUUCAGAAAUGGCAGAGAUUACCCUACAAUUUGGGGGAGGUGACAUUCAAUUUGACGGGUAAAGCAGGUAUAGAGAUGCCCUAAAGGCUGUUUGCAGUGUCGGACUGGGAUACCAGGGGCCCACCCAAAAACCUUAGACCAGGGGUCCACAAAGAAAAUUCAGAGCAGGAUCCCACUCUCAGUACUAUUAUUCUUCCUCUCCUAGCUCAACCUCUAUUUAUAGUUUUACAUACUAGACUCUAUUAUUCCAUCUAUUCAGCCUCUUUGUUCUCAUAGAAAUUGGGAAUGGCCUUGAAAUAGGCCAAAUGUUUAGCAGCACAAGGGCCCACUUACACCUGGGCCCACCGGGAGUUUUCCUGGUGGGCCAGUCCGACACUGGCUAUUUGCAUCUGACACCACAUUUUUUUUUUUUUACCCCAAUGAGGCAAAACUGGCAGUAGCUCCUUGCUUUGGGGCAAUGCUAACAAAAAGGCUUCAUAGAGGACUGGAAUGAAGUAUUCUUUCAACCUGAAUCAUUACAGAAAUAUUGUUAAUUAUCUAUAGCCUUCAGUGCAGCUGUCUCAGUCUCAGAGUUACUGUACUGGUUAACAGGUGUUACAUUUCUGAUUCUGCUGUGUCAGUAUAAGUUCUUAGAGGGCAAUAUGAAGUUCAUCAAAGUACAAAUGGUUUAGCCUUGUAUUUCCUCUCCCCCUUUCAUAUUCUGAGAGCACAGGAAGCACAGACAGGGAAACGGCAGCAGCAAGUUCUUUAUCCCAUUGCCCCACUGUGUUCAUUUUAUACCAAUGCUCAAUGGGAAGCUAUAAAGCAAUAAAGCAAGACUUCAAUACGUGAUCCAUAUGCAUUGUGCAUAUAUAUAUAUAUAUACCAUCUCUACCAUAUUUGAAAAAGGUGCACAGUAAAAUAUCGCAGAUCGGUUUUGUGUGUAACUUAAAAUAUCCAGCUUUUAUAAAGUGAUAUUAUAUUUUGAAA
Molecule: messenger RNA, 4123 nt
Organism: Xenopus laevis (African clawed frog)
Lineage: Eukaryota; Metazoa; Chordata; Amphibia; Anura; Pipidae
Gene: fut2.L
Product: fucosyltransferase 2 L homeolog
Exons: 2
Coding region: 206-1234 (342 amino acids)
Biological process (GO): carbohydrate metabolic process
Cellular component (GO): membrane; Golgi cisterna membrane
Molecular function (GO): fucosyltransferase activity; galactoside 2-alpha-L-fucosyltransferase activity
Source: RefSeq, a predicted model, not a curated record